Molecule: messenger RNA, 1575 nt
Organism: Candidula unifasciata
Lineage: Eukaryota; Metazoa; Mollusca; Gastropoda; Stylommatophora; Geomitridae
Source: the annotation of a GenBank genome assembly
AUGGCCGAAGUCAUGGAGCCUCCCCCAUUCGACAACGACGAAGACCUAAAAGAUGAAGACGAUCUGUUCUCUGAUGCUAAAGAGAAACCUUCAUCGCCAGAAUCUGAGCAGUCUCAAGAAUCUGGGAUCCACCUGUCGGAUUCCAAGAGUCUCUCCAAGGAUGAAAACAGUGUGGAUGAGGAUGUGGAUAACAGGGAGGAUUUUUUUGAAGGAGUGGGUGCCGAGAUCAGGCUAGACUCAGAUGAAGAAGGUGGCAGAGAGGAGAAUGAGAAAGAGGAAACAGAUUCAGACUCACCAGCAACAGCAGCUGCAUCCCAUGGUUUGAAACCUCAGAUUUCUGUCACAGAAACAGCAGGACCCAAAACUAAAUUAGUGCCACCAUCUCUUCAGUCAGAGGAGGUUUCAGAGUCAGCUGACGAGAAGCCAGCUUAUGAAACGCAGAUAAAGAUAACAGAUGCUCUGAAAAUGGGAGAGGGCAUGUCAGCGUACAUAGUUUAUAAAGUCAUCACCAAGACCAGCAACCCUGCAUUUAGACGACCAGAGAAUGCUGUGCUUCGCCGCUUUAGUGAUUUCUUGGGUCUCCAUGCUAAAUUGACAGAGAAACAUUUGCCUUUAGGAGUCAUAGUUCCUGCGGCUCCAGAGAAAAGUGUCCUAGGGAUGACCAAAGUCAAGAUGUCUAAGGAAGACUCUGGGUCAACAGAUUUUAUAGAGAGACGGCGAGCAGCUCUAGAAAGAUACCUGACACGAACAGCCAUGCACCCGACUCUAGCUAGUGACCCAGACUUCAGGGAGUUCUUGGAGAAAGAUGGAGACCUUCCCAAAUCUACCAGCACCUCAGCUCUCAGUGGGGCGGGUGUCAAGAGACUGUUUAGUAAAGUUGGAGAGUCCUUUGAUAAAAUCACACUCAAGGUGGAGGAGAGCGAUGAGUGGUUUGAGGAGAAACAGCAGCAAGUGGAAGCCCUGUACCUACAGCUGAAGAAACUACAUGCCAGUCUAGAGAUACUAUCACAACAUCGCAAAGAACUGAGUAUCAGUGCUGCAGCUUUUGCUAGAAGUGCGGCCAUGUUGGGAAACGUGGAGGAGCACACGGCCUUGUCUCGAGCCUUGUCCCAGUUGGCAGAGACGGAGGAGAAGAUUGAGACCAUACACAAGGAGCAGGCAGACGCAGAUUUCUUUCUCAUGGCAGAGUUAAUGAAAGAUUAUGUGGCUCUAAUGGGGGCAGUUAAGGAUGUGUUUUAUGAGAGAAUAAAAACUUACAAAACAUGGAAGGAUGCAGAAGCAACGUUAGGCAAGAAGCGAGACAACAAGGCCAAGCUGGAGGCACAGAACAAGAUGGACAAGAUCUCACAAGCCCAGGCUGAGAUCACUGAGUGGGAACAGAAAGUGGAGAAGUGCCAGGAGGACUUUGAGACAAUGUCCCAGAACAUCAAGAAAGAAAUGUUUCGGUUUGAGAAACUUCGAGUGACUGACUUCAAGGAUGGAGUGGUCAAAUACCUGGAGGUUCUCCUGGACAGCCAGCAGAAGCUGAUCAAGUACUGGGAGACGUUCCUGCCAGAAGCUAAGGCUAUAGCCUAG